AUGGAUCAGGAGAAUAGGAACUGGCAAGCUGGAAGAAAAGUUAUCGAAUGUAACAAGUACAUGUUAAUCAACCAAAUCCAGUGUGAUGUUACAUUCAAGGUGGGACUGGAGAAAAAAGAAGUAAAAGCACACCGAUAUGUUUUAGGCAGUAGGAGUUCAGUAUUUUAUACCAUGCUGUUCGGAAGUCUCUCGGGUAAUUCAAAUAACAUCGUUGUGCCCGAUAUUGAACCUGAAGUGUUUCAAGAUCUUUUCAGGUUCCUUUAUUACGAGGAAACAAACAUAAAUGAGGAAAGUGUCACUGGGACUCUGUAUGCGGCAGAGAAGUAUGGUGUAACGGACCUAAAAGAAGCUUGUAAUUUUUACCUGAAAAAUCACAUUAAUGAGGAGUCGGUCUGCGCCAUUAUGGAGAAUGCAAAGCUGUUUAAUUUAAAUGAUUUACUCACCAGAUGUAUUGACUUUAUAGUGCAGUCUGAGGCUACUGCUAAAACAGUUUUGCAGUCACAAGGCUUUCUCGGUCUGAAUAGAGAAUGUUUGUUGUCACUCUUAAAAUUAGAUACAUUGCCUGUAAAUGAGGAAUUUCUCUACAAGUCCUUAAGGUUGUGGUCACAUAAAACUGCGAAAAAGAUGGGAAGGAUGUGA
Saccostrea cuccullata (small rock oyster) is the source of this 639-nucleotide messenger RNA. RefSeq names its product BTB/POZ domain-containing protein 6-like. Bases 1 to 639 code for a protein of 212 amino acids. NCBI's taxonomy places the organism in Eukaryota, Metazoa, Mollusca, Bivalvia, Ostreida, Ostreidae. Gene Ontology annotation, cellular component: cytosol. Gene Ontology annotation, molecular function: protein binding. The record is from RefSeq and is a predicted model, not a curated record. Gene Ontology annotation, biological process: neurogenesis. The transcript is spliced from 2 exons.